Molecule: messenger RNA, 378 nt
Organism: Durotheca rogersii
Lineage: Eukaryota; Fungi; Ascomycota; Sordariomycetes; Xylariales; Xylariaceae
Exons: 1
Coding region: 53-274 (73 amino acids)
Source: RefSeq, a predicted model, not a curated record
CCAGGGGUGAGGGGAAGGGGGAGGGGGAGGGGGGGGGACAGCCAUAGCAUGUAUGAUAUAUAUUGCAUGCGUGCCAGCGCCGUUUAUUACUAUAUCAUUCGUCUCUGCCAGCCGCUGGGGCCGAGCAUAUACCUGCCUGCCCACCAUGUUACCAGUCGUUGUGUAUGGUGCGUACGUAUGCGCGCUCUCGGCUUCCACACCAAGCCCUCUUGGCCCCGACUCUGAUCGACACUCUCGGCGAGAGAGGGAGAAAAUGAGAGAAACGAGGGAGUGAGAAGAGAGAGAGCAAGCGAGGCAGAGAAAGAGACAGGGCCCGCAGCGCGCCGUAGGCAGGCAAUAAUCCCUGUUUAGCGUAGCCGAUAGCCAAACAGGCCGUCC